Ceratosolen solmsi marchali is the source of this 1149-nucleotide messenger RNA. Its product is annotated as serine protease inhibitor 3/4-like. Lineage: Eukaryota; Metazoa; Arthropoda; Insecta; Hymenoptera; Agaonidae. The record is from RefSeq and is a predicted model, not a curated record. The coding region runs from base 1 to 1149 and encodes 382 amino acids. Gene Ontology annotation, molecular function: serine-type endopeptidase inhibitor activity. The transcript has 7 exons.
AUGCUACAAUAUAGAAAGAUCGUUUAUUAUGUCGGCAUUUAUCAAUUCUUAUUAUCAAUCAAUAUUUUUCAGAAAGUAGUAGACAAGAACAAAAAUGUUCUUGCGUCGCCUGUGAAUGCACACAUUGGCCUAUCGAUGGUGGCAUAUGGCGCCGCUGGCAGAACUUCUAUGCAGCUGCAAGAAUUUCUUCAUUUGCCUGUAAAUGAAGACCUAACUCAUCAAGCUUUUGAAGAGCUCCAUGUUUAUCUGAACAGAUUGGAGAAAGUGACAUUCAAGCUUGCUAAUAAAAUAUACAUAGAUAGAAGAUCUAAAGUGAGAAAUGAAUAUAAGCAAAUAACCACAAAAUUAUUUUACUAUGAACCCUCUAUAAUUGAUACCAGGUAUUCUGAAUUAUCCACUAGAUUCAUGAAUGAAUGGGCUGAACAGGAUACAGAUCAUGCGAUUCGCAAUGUUAUUAACAUAGGUGAAAUGACUCCGGAUACUCGGUUAUUCCUCGUGAAUACUGUCUAUUUUAAGGGAAAAUGGGCACGUCGUUUUGAAAAGUGUUCGACUAAAAAUAGAAAUUUUAACAUUGAUUGGAAUAUUCAGGAACAAGUACCGACGAUGUUCAGUGCCGACUAUUAUGUUUACGGCGAGCUUCUUGACCUAAAAGCUGAAUUCAUUGAACUCCCAUUCGAGAAUACUGAUUUAAAAAUGAUUAUCAUAAUACCAAAUGAAAUAGACGGCUUGCAGAGUAUAAUAGAAAAUCUAGAGUCCUUCAAUCGUACUCGACUUUUUGAAUCUGGCUCUUUACAAGAUAUACACGUGUACUUACCGAAAUUCAGGAUUCAAAGUUCUAUAGACAUGAAAAAACCCCUUGAACAAUUGGGCAUGACUGAAAUGUUUCAAGAUAAUGCAAACUUCAUAGGCAUAACCAAUGAACCAGUCCGAGUAAACAAAAUAGUUCAAAAAACUUUUAUUGAUGUAAAUGAAGACGGUAAUGAAGGCUCAAAUUCAACUCCAAGAAAAAAACCAUUUUCAUCGUCUUCAAAUUCGAAACUUAAACUCUGGGUAUUUGUGGCCGAUAGGCCAUUUUUAUUUAAAAUUGUUAACGACCGAUUGGGAAUGACCCUUUGCAUUGGAACGGUUGUUAAUCCCACCAAUAAUUAA